CUCCUGAUGAUGGCAGCGCAGCAAGGGCUGUCUCAGCAGCAGCUCCAGCAGCUGCAGCAGCAAGGGCUGGCGUCCCCCUUACAGCAGAUGAUGCAGCAGCAGUCGAUGGUGAUGCAGCAGGCCCAGCAGCAGAAACUCCACGAGCAGCUCCUGCACUCCCUGAACGAGCAGCUGCAGAUGAACCUCAUGCACCAGGCUCAGCUGCUCAAGGAGCCGGGCGGUGCCGGCAAAGGGGGAGGGGCCAAGGGGGGCGGGGCCUCGCCCUCCACCAAUCAGAACCUGCAGGCCCUGCUGCUCCAGCACCAGCAGAUCAUGCAGCAGAUACAGCUCGUGCAGCGACAGUUCGCCCUGGCCUCGGCGCUCCAGCCCUUCGGCAUGCCUCAGGGUGAGUACUGAUUGAUGUUGUGAGGGCGUGUGUGUG
Molecule: messenger RNA, 421 nt
Organism: Aplysia californica (California sea hare)
Lineage: Eukaryota; Metazoa; Mollusca; Gastropoda; Aplysiida; Aplysiidae
Product: forkhead box protein P2
Exons: 2
Coding region: 7-396 (129 amino acids)
Source: RefSeq, a predicted model, not a curated record